This is a messenger RNA of Populus euphratica (Euphrates poplar), 1446 nucleotides long. Its product is annotated as putative DNA-binding protein ESCAROLA. Gene Ontology annotation, molecular function: DNA-binding transcription factor activity; minor groove of adenine-thymine-rich DNA binding. Gene Ontology annotation, cellular component: nucleus. The coding region runs from base 114 to 1124 and encodes 336 amino acids. The transcript has a single exon. NCBI's taxonomy places the organism in Eukaryota, Viridiplantae, Streptophyta, Magnoliopsida, Malpighiales, Salicaceae. The record is from RefSeq and is a predicted model, not a curated record.
AAAAAAAAAAAAAAAAAAGUUGCAGUACAAAUAAGCUAUCUUUAGCUUAUUGUCUCUUGGAUUUCUUUUUUGUUCAAAAGUUUAGGCUUUUUUGGUUCUAUCAAGAAUCAAACAUGGCAAAUCGCUGGUGGGCUGGAAAUGUUGCCAUGAGAGGUGUAGAUCCGGUAUCUCCAUCUUCAUCUCUUCACUUGAGAAAUCUUGAAGAUGACAGCACUCCUCCCGGUCUGAACCGGUUGGGUCCAAGAAGAGAACAGGAUUUCACUGACACCAACACCAGUAGCCCUAAAACAACCACCACCGCCACACCACCCAGUACUCAAAACCAAGAGGAACAUGAAGAUAGCAGAGACAACACCAACAACCAAGAAUCUGGCGACCACACUGCUCUCGAAACCAUUGAACCAGGCAGUGGUAGCACAUCUCGCAGGCCUAGAGGCCGACCUGCUGGUUCAAAGAACAAACCAAAACCUCCCAUUGUCAUCACCAAAGAAAGCCCUAAUUCUCUCCACAGCCAUGUCAUGGAAAUCAGCUCCGGCAGUGACAUCGUGGAGAGCAUUGCCACUUUCUCUCAUCGCCGCCAUCGAGGUGUUUCUAUCCUUAGCGGCAGUGGUAUUGUGAACAAUGUUACUCUCAGGCAGCCCGCAGCACCCGGUGGGGUUAUCACUCUUCAUGGAAGAUUCGAGAUUUUGUCACUGUCGGGUUCGUUUCUCCCUGCCCCAUCGCCUCCAGGAGCAACGGGGCUGACUGUUUAUUUGGCAGGCGGACAAGGACAGGUGGUGGGAGGUACUGUGAUGGGGGAGCUGAUAGCAGCAGGGCCGGUGAUGGUGAUUGCAGCAACGUUCAGUAAUGCGACUUAUGAAAGGUUGCCACUUGAGGAGCAAGAGCAAGAAGGGAUGCAAUUGCAACAGCAAGUGAAUUCACCAGGGACUAAUAAUGGCAAUGCUGCUGCAGGUGGUGGUGCCAGUAGCGGUGGCGGUAAUAAUUCAGCGACUCAAUCUUCUCAGGGUUUAGGUGAGCAUGUUUCAAUCCCUGGGUACAAUUUGCCUCCUAAUUUGUUACCCAAUGGACAAGUGCCACAUGAUAUGUUUUGGUGUCCCCCUCCCCGCCCUCCCCCCUCUUACUAAGAAUGUGCUUGAGAGAAAGAGAAGAGUUGUUAGUUUGGAUUAGCUGACUCACGUGCAAAAUACUUUAGACAGUUUCAUGUAAGCACAGCGAAGAAGGUAGGACAUUUUGGAUUAGUUUUUGUGUAAACUAGCUGGUUCUAAUCGUCAGGUUUUGCGAUGUUGUUGAAACGCGUUGAUGUAAUGAUCUGUUUGCUUUUCUCUAAUCAUCCUUUUGUGGAAGAAUAUUUUAUUUUUUGAUGAUGUAGGGAGAGAAGAAAUAUACCAGUCAGGAACUGGGAUUGGUGCUAAUUAAUGGAAAUUUGUGGAUGAGAUCUUGGAACCU